This is a messenger RNA of Neltuma alba, 1661 nucleotides long. Its product is annotated as F-box protein SKP2A. The transcript has 5 exons. Gene Ontology annotation, cellular component: SCF ubiquitin ligase complex. Gene Ontology annotation, biological process: SCF-dependent proteasomal ubiquitin-dependent protein catabolic process. Gene Ontology annotation, molecular function: protein binding. Bases 161 to 1285 code for a protein of 374 amino acids. The record is from RefSeq and is a predicted model, not a curated record. NCBI's taxonomy places the organism in Eukaryota, Viridiplantae, Streptophyta, Magnoliopsida, Fabales, Fabaceae.
CAGGCCUUCUCCUCUUGCUCUUUGCUUUUCGAUCAAAUAUAUUAUACAUAGCCUUCGCCUUGCACGCAAUUGAACUGUUCGGGGUAUUGGCAGAGCCGGGCAGUAUAUUGUCGUUGUUUCUCUUCUCUGGCUGUAACGGGCGGUUGGGCUAAAAGUUGAAAUGAUUGGCGAGGAGAACUUAAGGACGGCGGACUUGAACUUAUGCUUUGAGCAACUUAUGAUGGUUGCAGGCGGUGGUAACGGUGGAAACAAUACUGGAGGAGUGAAAAUGGAGGCCGGGGUGAUCACCGAAUGGAAGGAUAUUCCGGUGGAGCUUUUGAUGCAGAUUCUGUCCCUUACUGAUAAUCAGACUGUGAUCGCAGCUUCUGGAGUCUGCCGUGGAUGGAGAGAUGCUAUAUGCUUCGCCCUUACCCGCUUGUCACUCUCAUGGUGUAGCAAGAACAUGAAUGACUUGGUCCUAUCGCUCGUGCCUAAAUUUAUAAAACUACAAGUUCUAAUCCUCCGUCAAGACAAACCUCAGCUAGAGGAUAAUGCUGUUGAGACUAUCUCAAAUUGCUGUCCCGAUCUGCAGAUGCUGGACCUCAGCAAAAGUUUCAGGCUUACUGAUCGGUCUCUGUACGCCUUAGCCCGUGGAUGUCCUGAUCUUACAAAUCUGAACAUCAGUGGAUGCUCGGCAUUUAGUGAUGUUGCUCUGGCAUACCUAGCCAGUUUCUGCAGAAAAUUGAAAUGUUUAAAUCUUUGUGGAUGUGUUAGAGCAGCAUCAGACGCAGCAUUGCAGGCUAUAGGACAUUAUUGCAACCAAUUACAAUCCUUGAACCUUGGAUGGUGUGAAAAUGUUGGUGAUGAUGGAGUGACAAGUUUAGCGGCUGGUUGCCCUGAUCUUAGAACACUUGACUUGUGUGGUUGUGUCCGUAUAACAGAUGAGAGUGUGAUUGCUUUGGCAAACGGGUGUCCCCAUCUGAGGUCCCUUGGGCUGUACUACUGUCAAAACAUCACAGAUAGAGCAAUGUAUUCAUUGGCCCAUGGCAAAGUGAGUAAUAGGAUAUGGAGAUCUGUGAAAGGAAUUAAUGAAGAGGAUGGGCUAAGAACUCUCAACAUUAGCCAGUGUACAGCGCUUACACCCUCUGCUGUUCAAGCCGUGUGUGAUUCGUUCCCAGCUCUUCACACCUGCUCCGGCAGGCAUUCACUCAUCAUGAGUGGCUGUUUGAACCUCACUUCUGUGCAUUGUGCUUGUGCUGUCCAUUCACAUCGAGCAUUCACCUCCCUUCCAUAUCAAGCUCAUUGAGCAGAGCUCCAUGGGCUAUACUUGGAUGUUCCAGGAAGUGCGCUUCCACGGCUCAGAGAAGUGAACAUUCCUCUUUUUGUAUAUAUUUGUGUGGAACUUUAUAAAAUGUGAGAGACUUCGGCCGCAAAUUAGCAGCCUUAUGUUGUUGGAACCUGCAGACUAUGUAGAACAACUUGAACUUUGUAUCUGAGUAGUUUUAGUUUCCAAGAUAUCGUGGAAAGCGUCUGACAUUUUGACUGCAAGAGCUGGGGUGUUCCAAAUUGGUUGAGAGACGGUCUUUCAUGCGCUGUUACGCUUUUAACUGAAAGGUUUAUUUCCUGUAAGUUUCUGUCCACCUGCCUAUUAGCAAAAUGAGCUUAUUAUUAUUGUUGUUAUU